AUGAGUCGCUUUCUAAACGUUUUGCGCAGCUGGCUUGUGAUGGUUUCAGUCAUCGCGAUGGGAAACACCGUGCAGAGCUUCAGAGAUCACAGUUUCCUGUCCGAGAAGCUCUACACCGGCACGCCAGAGUUUGUCAACGGUCUUCAAGCUCGGACAUUUGGCAUUUGGACGUUGUUGUCAUCCAUCAUUCGCUGCGCCUGUGCCAUUGAUAUACACAACAGAACGUUGUACCACAUCACUUUGUGGACAUUUGCGUUGGCGCUGGCUCAUUUCCUGUCCGAGGCCAUCAUCUACAAAACUGCUCCUCUCACCAUCGGAGUCAUGGCGCCUCUUAUUGUGGCUAGUUUUUCAAUUCUAGGGAUGCUGAUUGGAUUCCAGUGUUUUCCAGAGACUCCAGAGGAAGUGGGAGCGCGGCAGAAGAAACGGAACUGA
This is a messenger RNA of Nerophis lumbriciformis (worm pipefish), 432 nucleotides long. NCBI's taxonomy places the organism in Eukaryota, Metazoa, Chordata, Actinopteri, Syngnathiformes, Syngnathidae. The record is from RefSeq and is a predicted model, not a curated record.